CUUUGCCUGUGUUUAUAUAUUUAUUAUAAUAAAAAAAAUAAAAAAUAAAAAAGAUGAGGCUAUUUUAUUUGUCUCUGUUUACUUUACUUCAAUUGACUUUAUUAAUUGAAGCAAAUGAACAUUUACUUUUUGAAGCUGUAAAACCCACUAUUACACUAACACAAGAUGACGGACAACCAACCCAUGUCUCUUCACGUAAAGAUACCCAUGAUGACCAACACGUUAAAACCCAAGUCGAUGUAGUUUAUACAACCAUCAUCGUUGCCGCCACGCCUUCUCUACCUGUAUUUUAUAAUAUAUCCGGUACGAAUCCAGCCCAGCAACAACAACAACAACAACAACAACAGGCUAGUCAGACGGCAGCCAGUGAUCCCAACCGACAAAAUUCAGUCAAGGAGGAUUUGGAAAAGGACAAACAGGCCUUGAAAAGAAUGAGUACGAUUUUAUCGCUAGUCGGUGGAUUAGGCGUGAUAGCCAUUGUUGCAACCAUUGUAAUUUUCACACGAAUGAGAAGAAGACACCGAAAACAACGAGAGAGUGAUGAGGAAGGAAAUGAAGGAUCAACCUAUGAAUUAAGUGGAGAAGCAGACCGAGCAACGAUAACUGAUUCGAGUAUUCCAGGUGGCAGUAGUGGCGACGGCGGUGCUAGAUCCAUUGCGUCUUCCUCAACUCAUUCAUUAGUGGAUACACCCUUAAUGGAACCAUCUGCCCCACCUGCUUUAUCUAUUGCAGAAGAUCGACAUUCACUCAUUAGCAAGCAAGCACAACAACAAAACCGACGCACUGUCAUGUCCAUCAGUUCUCAAGCAACAGCACCAAGUCCGUCUGCACCGACUGCCAAAGAAUUAGACGGUAUGGAGGAUGAAGGCUUAGGCCACAGUCAUGAUCAUGCCACGACUUCUGCAGCAACAAACUGUAGUCGAUGUACAGUUACACCGGAAUUACCACCGCCCGCUUACACACCGAGUGCACCACCUCACUAUGCUCUACCUGUUGAACCAACAAUAAUGGAAUCAAGGAGACAUUCCUUGGGAGGAUAAAAAUAAUACUGGUAUUUUUUUCCCUCUUAUUGCCUAUACCCCCCCCCCCCCCCUUACACACACACACAUCCCUUUCUUUGUAUAUUUGUAUUAUUAUUGCUUUUACUCCCAUCCUCCCACCCCCCAUUUAAUCUAUAAUCUUGUUGUUGUUGUCUCAUAGCUCAUGUUGUCUCCUCUUCCUUCGUCCCCUCCCCUUUUUUUAUAUGUAAAAAAAAAAAAGUAUAUAAAAAUGGAUAUUAAAUACAAAAAAAAAAAAAC
Messenger RNA from Mucor mucedo, 1298 nucleotides. RefSeq lists its product as uncharacterized. The transcript has a single exon. The record is from RefSeq and is a predicted model, not a curated record. NCBI's taxonomy places the organism in Eukaryota, Fungi, Mucoromycota, Mucoromycetes, Mucorales, Mucoraceae. The coding region runs from base 54 to 1040 and encodes 328 amino acids.